AUGAAGGAUAGAGCAAAUCUCUUGCGAAGAUUCGUGACUUUUAAUGUUGGAGUCUUCAUUUACCUAGUAUGUUACGGUAAGUAAGAAUAAAAAGAAUCAAAGUUUCCACUUAAUUCAACGACUUUAGAAGAGGAAAGGCAUUAUUUAGACGACGCAACUUUUGAUAUAUACAUUUUUAUUUAUAAUAUUUUUAUUUCUUUUUUUUUUUUUUUCAAACAAGCUGAUAUACACUAUGUAGUCUUUUUUUAUGGUAAGUGAUAAUAAAAUAAGUGAAAGCUGCAAAUUAAAAUGGAAAUUAUUUGUCUAAAGAAACCGCAAAGCCUGGAAAUAUAUAUAUAUUUUAAAAUGCAGCAUAAGUUUCACUUUGUUAACGCUUUAAUAUCCAAAGGUUGAUUUGCAUGUAAAAUUCAAAAGCUUUAAGAUAUUUAUCGAUAUAUUGUCAAUAUAAUUAAUAAAAAAAGUUUAUAGCUAUUUUACCGAGGUUUUUACUCAAAGACGAAAGUAUCUAGACAAGUGACUUUGUGGACAAAAGAAAAUAACCCUUUUGAAUAAAUGAAUAAAAAUAAUACUUCCUACAAAUACAAAAAAGCAAGAAACCUAACAAAGCUUUCCUUGGAGUUAAGGGAGUUGUAAUUCACUUAAAGCUAAAAUUGAAAGAUGUUUGGAUUUUCUGGGUUGACUUGGAUGAAUCCCUAUGUCUUAAGUGGCAUAGGCUAGAAAUUGCCGUCUGGCUAUGAUUUUAUGCUCCUGAUAAAUGAAACUGAUAACAGCGUCCAAAUCCGAUUAAAAUCCCACAAUAUUAAAAAAUAGGUCUCUUCUGCAAGCGCGUGUCUCUUUAGUGGCGGUCAUUUUGAAUGUGAAAUACGUGGUCAACCGCGGUCAACCGCAGUAUGGAACGAGGAAUGAUAGGGGACUACUCGAAACUCUUCUCGCUGUGAUUCUUUUUCUCCAGAUCAGAGAACGGUCCUCAAAUCUGAAUAAAAUUCCAGUUCCUUCUGCACAACAGAGGUUUUUUUUCAUAUUAACGGCCGUUCAAAAUACGAAAUACGCUUUCAGUCGAAGUAUGGGAUCGAGAAAUGUUCGGAAACAGGUCGGGAUCCUUUCCACUAUUUAAUAACUAUUUUUUUUUCUCCAGAUCGAAGGUCUCGCCUUAUAUCGAGUUGAGAACGUUACUACUAUAAUCGUUGAGAAAAUCUCUCAAUAGAUUAACGGUGAUUUAAAAUCAAAAUCGAAGUGCUUCCGAUCUGGAAUUUUCAAAAUUGUUGUUCUCCAAACUUCCCAAACAUUAGACAAUUCCGAGAGCUCACAGGAGUUGACGGUUUUUUUUUUUUUAAUUUCCGAAUAGCGCCCUGGAUAGCAGGAUCGUUAAUUUGGGGGUUGUUAGACUUUGGUAUAUUUACGGAAAUAGAAAGACAAGAAGGAGUUUUUGCAGAGUCUAGGUUUCGCUGCCUUAAAGACGUUAAAUGGUAACUGUGUUUUUGAUAGGUUUGGUUGCCAUUACUCCCUCUCGAGCACAAUUUACAGGUAAGGCCACGUUUUUAGUGAUUUUCCUUGCUUAUAUUAGUCGUUAAAAUGGGCGAUAUAGUUCUAACAGUAUCGCCGGUGAGUAUUUAGACCCACAGCAUACCGUGAUGAGUCAAUACUUAACAUUCAAGCAGCCACAUUUAUCCUUCAGAGAUGCAAAUAUUGGGAUGGUUGCCAUCCUCACUUCCUCCUUAUGCUUCAAUCAUAUUGCAAUAUUCAUUUUUCCGUCAUCGUUAGUGCAUCAUAAUAUUAGAGACCUUUAGAUUCUAACACGAGUACGACUACGAGGACGAGAUUUCCUCAAUACUAAGUAGUGCGCGCGCGUGAACCAGCGUCAUUUUGGCGGGAAAACUUGGUAGCUGUCGUCAUUCUACUACGAGUUUUAGUGAGAAUGUCGUAAUGACGGAAACAAGUUAUCAAAUGUUAGAAGUUUUAUCAUUUUGCAAUCGAGAGAGGGCUUAACCUCCUUCGAUAUAGAUUACAAUGCUAUCUUUUCUAAUGGAAAAAAAACAAAACAAAACAAAACAAAACAAAAAAAACAAUGAAGCUUUCAGGGUGUCUAUUUUUUUGAGAAUACGCGAAAAAAUCUUUAAGUACUCGUAGUCGUUCUUGUCCUCGAAUCUAAAGGUCUCUAGUCUUUGGUCUUAAACGCUAAAGAAGAUAGAACGCUUCGACAACUAGCCCUUCUUCAGAGUGAACCAAUGUAAGGUAAUUUGAAUUAUGCAAUCCAGAAAAUUUUUCCCAGUGGAAACCGGGAUCCUAGGCUUCGGAAUCCGUAAUCCAUUCUGUUCCAAGCAUGCAAGGCAUACAUGCCAACUCCCCGGAUUAUCCGGGAGUUUCCCAUAUAAGGCACCGAUCUCCCGCUCUCCCGUACGAGUCACCAAAUCUCCCGGAUAAAAUCAUCCUUUGAGCUUUUGUGUGACUUAGUUUGUGAUUUAGCCCAUUUUUAGCUCAAAACUUGAAUUUUUCUUAUUCACAGUACGGUUUCUGGUGCAUUUUUGCACGUAUUUAGUCACUCACAAAGAUUAUUUCUGGUAUCAAAACGAUGAAUGCGAAUUUUGAUAGUAUGCACUCAAUGUAAGACUUCAUUUAAUGUCCUAAGUCAUUCCCAUUGGGGGCUAGGUCAAUUUGUCGGGGAAGGGGGGGGGGGGUUAAGUUGAAAUUCCGGUAGGGUAAUGAAAAAGAGAGUCUCCAGAUUUUAGAUCUGCAGAGGUUGACAUCUCUGACAAGGCCUAGCGCUCGAAAAGUUAAAGCCUAAAUUUUUGUUCAAGAAAGGUUUAACUCUAGGUCUUGGACUUGUUUUAUAGCGUGUACGACACGCGGAAACCACACAGAGGAUAUCUACCGAGAAGUACCCAUCAAAAACGCGAGAACCAGUGUAACAAUUAGCAGUCCAAACUUCCCCAAUCCUUAUCCCCGGAACAUGCAAUGCACAUGGAGAAUUUUGGCUCCAAAAGAUUACAAGGUCCAGAUUUCUUUUCUGGAAUUCAAACUAGAAGAGAGCUACCUUGACUCUGGUUGUCAUGACUACGUCAGCGUCAGGUUGGUGGUACCUCAGCACUUAUCAAAGCCAGGUUUACUGGUGAGGGUUUCACCACAAUUUCUUCUGGAAAAUGGAAAAUUCAAACAAGGCUUGAAAUAGUACAAUUUUUUCUUGGAAAUGAAGGGAACGAUCCUUUUGCAAAGACUAUCAGCGAAAAAAUACAAACCAUUGUCGCCUCGUUGCCUCCUCACUCCUCAAUAAGAUAUAAUAUAUUUUUCACUGUAUUUUUUCUUUUUAAUCCGUAUUCUUUACUAAGUGUAGACGUUAAAUGUCCACCAUUUCUAAGACCUCCUCCGGUGUUCCCCUAUAAACUGCAAGUAUGGUGCACGUAACAUGGGUUUACAUGCAAGAGUAAAAAAUCCCUGUUCCUCAUCUUAAAUAAAGUUACUUUACAGCCUCGUCCCUAGAUUUCUGGAUAUAGACCUGGGCCUAGUUGUUCGAAGGCCGAUUAGCGCUUAACCUGGGGUUAAAUUUAACCCGGGUUUCUUUCUCUUGUGUUCAAAAGCAUUUUCUUGGAUAAUUUUCUCUGUUAUUUUUAGAACUUCCGAUCAUCAACGAGAAGACAAAAAGAAUUAAAACUGAAAUGCUUUUUAAGCUUUCAAAUCUGAAUUCAAAUCUUGCACUAACCCGGGGUUAUCUUAACCAGCUUUGAACAACUCGGCCAUGCGGUUAACGAGGUUAAUUACUUUAGACUCAGCCAAUAGUGUGCCAUUUUGAGAAUUUCGUAACCUACCAGGACUAAAUGACAUGAUCAUUGUUUCACCUAUUAGAGAGAGCGGAACUACUUUCAGGGACGGAAGAGAAAUAAGAAGGCGUUGUGGCUUUACCAGUCCUCCCACAGUCCAAUCCAGCGGUUCAAUCCUAUGGAUAAGAUUUCUAAGUGAUACGAACAAAGAGACUGAGAAGGGGUUUGCCAUUAAAGCCCUCCCUGUUAAUGGUAAGAGUUUAUUGUCGUUGCUGCACUGUUACAGAAAGUUAAAGUUCACCUGGUAAAUAUUACGUCUAGGCAUCAAAUAAGUUCUGAAUAACUAAGGGGGAGGAUUGGUGCCUUGUAAGGAUUAGUAUGGCCGUGGGAAGAAACUUAUUAAGUAUAUUGGCCAACAGUCCUAUUUCAAAACUUGAAAAGAACUUCGCGAUAUUUGUAAAAAGCUUUUAAAACCAAAAAGGCCUCUGCACAUUCUUCACCUCUGCAUUUUCCCUCAUGAUGUUCAGUGUGGAAGAGUAUCUGCAGUCGAUUAUUCGAUCGCUUACUCGUCUGAGUUAACUGUAGUAUACGUAUGUACUGACCAAACUUUAAGGAAAUGACUACGUCAUUUGUCGUUCUUUUUUCCCUACUCUAGUCACAGGUAGCCCAAGCUCACUAUGAGAGCCCUGAACAACAUUAUCCUACUUAGCUAGUUCAUUAUUCAUACGUUGUAUGGAGAAAUAUUCUUUGCUCACUAAAUUAGUAAAAGGUACAUUGAAUAUCGCUUUGAAGCUUACCUUUAGCGUCUUCUUGUUUUUCUUUGUAUUCUGACUGGAUUUCAGACCUCCUAGGCACUGUUUAAGGCCUCUACUGUCAUCUGGGUGAAAAACUGUUGCUCCAAAAAAGGCCUUAAACAGCGCCUAGUAGGUCUGAAAUGCAGUCAGAAUACAAAGAAAAACAAGAAGACGCUAAAGGUAAGCUUCAAAGAGAUAUUCAAUGUACCUUUUGCUAAUUUAGUGAGCAAAGAAUAUUUCUCCAUACAGCGUCUUAUAAUUUUCUUGCCGUAUGAAUAAUUAAUUAGCUAAGUAGGAUAAUGUUGUUCAGGGCUCUCAUAGUGAGCGUGGGCUACCUGUGCUCUAGUUCACUGUUGACAAAGCCAUUUGUGUCAAUUAGAGUAUUCUCUCCUGGCCGAAAAAGCUGUAUCAAUAAUGCACACCUUCGUUUUGUUCUCUCCAGGCUCAUCGCCAAAGCGGUACAUAGCUAUCGGGACACUUGUGGCAUUGCUACUAAUCAUAAUAAUAGUCAUCAUUGUUUGCCGGAAACGAUUUCAACUAAAACAAGACAAAUGCACUCCUAAGGUACGUCAAUACCGAGAGCUGUCUAUCCCCAUUGACGCAGAGCUUGACCAAACAAAGUCCCCAAAUGAGGAACCAGAAACGCCGGGUAUACCUGAGGAGGACCCUUGCAACGGCGAGUGCAAAAUGACCCAAGAAGAUCCUAACGUCCAGGGUGCCUUUUAUUUGCGGCCCAUGAGAAAGUCCGAGGCUUCUGGGUAUUGCUCUCUCUCCGAAGAAGGAGAUUCACUCGAGUUUAAUACAACAAGGACUUUCACCAAGCUGACUCCGAAGAAGAGCGCCCCCAAUAAACAAGACGAGUUGGAGUACACAGAAUUGUUAACUGUUGUGUAAAUCUGUGCUUGGUCGUCAAAGAUCGGUAGUAAU
Porites lobata is the source of this 5473-nucleotide messenger RNA. The record is from the annotation of a GenBank genome assembly. Lineage: Eukaryota; Metazoa; Cnidaria; Anthozoa; Scleractinia; Poritidae.